AUGAUGGCCGGCAGCAUCGAGAAUGGACAGCCGAAUUCAGACUCUAUGUACGCUGCGCUCUCCGGCCCGUUAUUACCAUGGCAGACUCGGCUCAUCAAACUCUGCCCGGGCAGCCUUGGAGACCGCCUGGUUGCAGAGAUGUUCAUCGCGGAUCUGACUCCUUUCGAGGGCCUGGGUAUUCAUAGAGAAGCACGAUAUCAACAGUACGAGGCUUUGUCUUACUCGUGGGGAUAUCCGGCUCGAACGGCGGAAGUCGAAGUCAAUGGCAAGGUAGCAUACAUACCACCGUCAAUGGCGGAUGCAUUGCAAUACCUUCGUCAAACGGCUGAGCCGAGAUGGCUAUGGUGUGACGCUCUGUCCAUCGAUCAGGAGAACGCCGCGGAGAAGUCAAAUCAGGUCCAGGUCAUGAUGCUCAUUUUCUCAAAGGCUCGCCGAGUAGUUGCGUGGCUGGGCAUGCCGCCCACUGGCAUGACGACCGUACCACAAGGUUUCCAAGUCGAUGUCGAGGCCAAACAUCAAUCGCAAAGUGCGCAGAACACCGUCAUACUCGCCCUUGCGCAGGUUCCAUUCUUCGAACGGACCUGGAUCAGGCAAGAGAUCUUCGCUGCUCAUGAGGUCAUGUUUCAGUCCGGCGCAUUUCAAUAUCCCUUCCAUGCGUUCAUGAAUGUGGCCAAGAAACACGACUCACUGGUCGUUCGGACUCGAAUUGAGGCUUUUCAACGAACGUAUUCCGCCUUCAACAUUAGCGCAAUGUCAGCGUCGAAGGAAAAGAUGUCUUCAUUGGAGGUCUGGGAACGAAGGAAGCUAACUAGGGAUACCAUGAACUCGAUCCUGGCUGUACUACUGGGGAACAAGGUAUUCAAUUGCUCGGAUCAAAGAGACAGAGUGUAUGCUCUGAUCGGCAUGGGACAAAAUACCGCCGGAGGGCAUUUUGAUAAUUUGAGAAUCGACUAUACCCAAGGUGUUAGCGAGGUAUACCAAGACCUCACGAAACAUCUUAUCAACGUUUCCCAGAGCCUGGGAUGUCUUGAGAUGUUACGCCAGCGGGCACCCCGGGGCGAUCUUCCUACGUGGGCCAUAGAUUGGCGGCAAGACACAGAUGCUGUCUGCAUCGGCAUUGGCGAAACGGGCAUCAGAGAGGAGAUGCCAGAAGAGUAUUUGUUUUGGACAGGAGCUGCCAAUGGUGACGACUGGGAGCGUCGAAACGCCAGAACAAUUGAGGCUCCUAUCUUCAGCUGGGUAGGAGCUGCUUGUGUUCAAGACUUGGAUCGUCUUGAUGAGCUCGUAUUGAAAGCUUCAAAGCUAGGCACCUUGGGUUCCUCCCCUCGUAAAGCGUCCGAGAUCCAGUCAGCAUAUACCAGAGGGACCUAUCUCCAGGGGGUAGAUGAACAGUUGCAGCAACUCGUUCAGUCUGGUACCUAUCUUGUCCGAGGGUUUCAAUUCGAUGGAGCGCCUGGCCCCUUCGACGUUUGCGCACCACACUGGGCAGAGGACGGAGACUGGGUAGUUGUCGCUGCUGGUGGUGUUCUGCCGUUCAUAUUGCGACCAACCCGUGGCGAUAAACUUCUAUUCAUCGGGGCUUGUUGGUUCGAGGAUCUUCCAAUCGGGCCCUACCUUCCCCAUAGGACCAGACUCCAUGACUGGGUUACGAGACUGGACUGGUGUAUGUCGUACGGACCAGCCAAAAGAGACGACUCUGGAAUGCCACAUCUCAUGGACAUAGCAGCUCGUCUGAAACAUCCAGAUACCCAACGAGAAUUUAUUCUUUCUUGA
Exophiala xenobiotica is the source of this 1773-nucleotide messenger RNA. RefSeq lists its product as uncharacterized. The transcript is spliced from 2 exons. NCBI's taxonomy places the organism in Eukaryota, Fungi, Ascomycota, Eurotiomycetes, Chaetothyriales, Herpotrichiellaceae. The record is from RefSeq and is a predicted model, not a curated record. The coding region runs from base 1 to 1773 and encodes 590 amino acids.